This is a messenger RNA of Spirometra erinaceieuropaei, 2616 nucleotides long. The record is from the annotation of a GenBank genome assembly. NCBI's taxonomy places the organism in Eukaryota, Metazoa, Platyhelminthes, Cestoda, Diphyllobothriidea, Diphyllobothriidae.
AUGCCCAGCUCCACCGUCGUUCCAUCGCCCGCGACCGGCAUAAUCACAACCACCACCGCUUCCUCUGCAGCUGACACCGACACCGCCGACUUCUCAUUCCCACACUGUCCACGCACGUUCACCUCACGCAUCGGCCUGGUCGGUCACUUGCGAAUCCAUCGCACAGAGACUGGCAAACCAGUGCCUGGAGCACCAACCUAUACCCACCAAGCUCGAAUCAACUGCCCACACUGUCCUCGCACCUUCAGGCAUCGCAUGGGCCUAUUCGGCCACAUGCGCAUCCACAACGAUCUGCGGUAGACAACCGCUGGCUACAAAACACAUUCACACACUCCCUACCUCCUCCACCACCAUCAACCCACCACACAUCAACACUCACACACCGCAAGCACCCAACUGCCACCUUCCACGCAAGUGGGAAGUGUGCAUCUCGACUCGGUCCCCAUGCGGCUUCGGCUGCACGGGUGACUUGAGUCCGAGACUACCUGGGCACGUCAAGCGUCGAGGAUAGGAAGGUUGCUGAUUGACGCCCGCACUCGGUCCACGCAGUUCGUCGCGUUGUGUGUGUGUUGUGUGGAGUGGCGUACUGGUGGGCUGGGGACGGGUUGAAACAGCACCUUCCACGGCACUCUCACGCAAGUGAGAGACACGCCGUUCAACCCCCGUUGUGUGAAAUCCUGGUGUUUGUGUGUGUAUGGGGGGCCAGGUCGUGCUGUGGCGCGCGCAGGCAUGGUCAGUCGACCAUGACAGCCACCGCGCCCAUUCCGCACUCCAGUCUGCUGACCGGCUCUGACAGCGGCUGGGGUGUGGGAAUGGGAAGGGAGAGUGAGGUCGACGACUCAGCGCACUUUCUGCUCACUAUAAACAAUCUGACGCGCUUGAAGCUAUCACGGUGCGCUAAAAGCCGUGGCUUGGAAGGUUGCCAACUGACGGGGUACCUUGGACCUCCUCCUUAACGGGAGGCGGUCUGAGAGUCAGGCUGCAAUGGCUCCUUUUUAAUGUGGCCUUUAUGGCAUUCACACCACAGUGUGGGAUCCGAGCCAGGCGUUGGCGGCACGCCCAGGUGCGGCUUCGGCCGUGCCAGCCUCCGAAUCUGUCUUGUGUUGGUUGAAAUCCUGGUUAAUUGUUGUGUGGACCAGGGGGUGUGGUGGAACGCCAAGGUGAGGAUCCGUCCGAGCCAUCCACCUGCGGCCUCCCUCAUCUCCGGUCUUCUUGACUCUGUCUUGACACCGGGCUCAGGCGGGGGAGGAGGAGAGAGUGUAGGUAGAUGCUACGCAAGUCUACUGGCACCAUAAACCCCUGCGCAAGUCACCGUCCCUGCUCCCACCGCUGAUGCAGCUGUGGGGCACACGGUGGACAUCGUCGAAAUCGACGGUCGAACUGUCGUAUCAAAUGGCGACUGAACGACUCUGACUGUCUGGACACAUGCGUCAUUGCUGAAGUCCAUUCAGUGUCUCCAAGCCAGUGGGCCCGAUGGGGUAAGGGGUGAGAUUCAGUUGACUUUGUAGUAGGAACAGUCCUGAUGAGAAUGAAUGACCUUGAGUCGCUCAGGCCUCAAAAAAAAGAAGAGGGGAGACUGAUGGUCGGCGACAAUUCCGCACCAUUCUUGAAUGAAGCGAAAUGCCUAUCGAAGGUCACGGGAGAUUUGCGUCCGCCAAAAUAUCCUACCUACAGAACGAAAUACGGGCGUAUCCGUCUUUGAUUCCCGCCAUGGAGUCUUGGAGUCAGUUAUGUGAAGAAAGUAUGCUCUUAUUUUAAGACGAACACAGUUCUCAAUGAAAACUUGUCUAAAGGCCACGGUGAGACACGGGCUUAUUAGGCAGAUUUUACUAGUAUUUGAAUGAGCGAUCGACGCGCCUUUCAUUGCCUCCAGAGAUGUGUGGGCGUAGUCAGUAGAGAGAGAGCGCGGGCAAAUAAGGCAGUGUCCCCUCUACUUGCCCAACAGUCAGCUUCCUAAAUAAAGACAGAGCAGCUACCACACUCUACUCCCUUGGAGCUGUGGCCGACAGUCAUCGCCCCGGCCACCUCAUUCAUUUCAGGGCUCAGCAAAUGCAGGGUCACUCAAUUUCAUCAUUAUGGCUCUUCCCUGAAAACAACCUCGCCUAAUUCCAGACGCGCUGAUCUCCCAUGAAACUUCAGUUUGGACAAACGCAGCAUCCAUACGGCAACACCCGUUCACGUCCCAGUUAAACGCACCACACCCCGACUGAGGCAACAGAGACCACUAGACAGACACAUUACACCUCGGGCCACGAAACACAACAGUUCGACCGUCGUGACUGACGAUAUCCACACUGCGUGCUCCACAGCAUGGUGAGAGCAGGCACGAUGACUUGUGUGUGAAUUAGUUUAUAGGGGUAGUAUGCUUGCAUGGCAUCUACCUCACUCUCUCCUCCUCUCCAUCUGAGUCCGGUGUUAAGACAUAACCAAGGUGACCGGAGGCGAGGGAGGGCGCAGGUGGCUGGCGCGGCGAAAACCCGCACCUAGGCGUUCCAUCACACCUCUGGCCCACUAAACGUCCAGGAUUUUAACCAACAACGACAAUGGGAGGAGGAGGAGGAGGAGGAGAAGGAGGAGGAGGAGGAGGAGGAGGAGGAGGAGGAGGAGGCGAAGUGA